AAACCACAACCAGCUGCAGGAUCCAAAGCAGAAGGUCAGCGAAGGAAAAGUGGAAGUUGGAUUCGGAAGGCUCCAGGCAUCCCGAGGAGUUUCAUAGUGGUGGGGUCCUGAAGGCAGUAGCUACUCAACUGGGGGUUCUAGCGGAUUUUGCCUGUUGCUUCUCCCUGUCUCUCACACUCCAAGAUGAAUGUGCAGGCCUGUUCUAGGUGCGGCUAUGGGGUUUACCCAGCUGAGAAGAUCAGCUGUAUAGAUCAGACAUGGCACAAAGCAUGUUUUCACUGUGAAGUCUGCAAGAUGAUGCUUUCUGUUAAUAACUUCGUGAGUCACCAGAAAAAGCCGUACUGUCACGCCCAUAACCCUAAGAACAACACAUUCACGAGUGUCUACCACACACCCUUAAAUCUAACCUUGAAGAAGUCUGUGGCGGCCAUGGGUGGGAUCGACGGUAAAGAAGAUGGUGGUGAGCAGUUUAAAUCCGUUCUCCAUUGGGACAUGAAGUCCAAGGCUGGAGCAGGGGCAGCUAGCCGGCUGAUGAACGAGAGAGACUACUGGCCAGGUUAUGCAGAAGGGAGCACUUGGUGCCCAGGGGCUCUGCCAGACCCUGAGAUUGUAAGGAUGGUUGAAGCUCGACAGUCUCUCAGUGAGCAGGGGUACACAGAAGACCACGAACAACAGCAAGGCAAGGGGAGCUUCCCAGCCAUGAUCACCCCUGCCUACCAAAGGGCCAAGGCGGCCAACCGGCUGGCCAGCCAGGUGCAAUACAAGAAAGGCCAUGAUGAGCGCGUCUCCACUUUCACUCCAGUGGCGGACACUCCGGAGCUGCUCCGGGCCAAAGCCGGGGGACAGCUUCAAAAUGAUGAGAGGUACACGGAAGACGGUGGGCAGCAGAGAGGGAAAGGCAGUUUUCCUGCUAUGAUCACACCGGCUUAUCAGAUAGCCAAAAGGGCCACUGAGCUGGCGAGUGAUGUGAGGUACCAUCAACAAUAUCAUAGAGAAAUGAAGGGAGUGGCUAGUCCUGUCGGAGCUGAGGGCGGGAUGACAAAGGACUCUGUGGACCGAUGUGGCCAGGUUUACUCAGAAGAGUGCGAUGAACCUAGGAGAAAGGGCAGCUUCCCGGCCAUGAUCACGCCCGCUUAUCAGAACGCCAAGAAGGCCAAUGAGCUCGUGAGUGACAUAAAAUACCGGCAGGACUUCCAUAAGAUGAAAGGUGCAGCGCAUUUUCACUCUCUCGCAGCCCAGGACAACUUGGUUCUUAAGCGAGCUCAGAGUGUGAGCAAGCUUGUGAGCGAGGUGGAGUACAAGAAGGGUCUGGAGAAUAGUAAAGGUCACAGUAUCAACUACUGUGAGACACCCCAGUUCAGGAAUGUGAGCAAGAUCUCAAAAUUCACCAGCGAUAAUAAAUAUAAAGAAAACUAUCAGACCCAACUGAGAGGCCACUAUGACGGAGUUGGCAUGGACAGACGCAUGCUCCACGCUCUCAAAGUUGGCAGCCUGGCCAGCAAUGUUGCCUACAAGGCUGAUUAUAAACACGACAUUGUGGAUUACAACUACCCGGCCACUGCCACUCCAUUCUACCAAACAACAAUGAAGCUGAUCCCCCUGAAGGAUGUCAACUACAAGCAGAACAUUGACAGAUUGAAGUUCAGCUCGGUGACAAACACGCCACAGAUAGUUCAAGCUAAAAUCAACGCCCAGCAGCUGAGCCAUGUGAAUUACAGAGCUGACUAUGAGAGAAACAAGCUGAACUACACAUUGCCCCAGGAUGCUCCUCAGCUGCUGAAGGCCAAGACCAAUGCAGAAUUGUUCAGCGAGGUGAAGUACAAAGAAGGUUGGCAGAAGACAAAGGGGAGAGGAUUUGAGAUGAAGCUGGACGCCAUGUCUCUGUUGGCCGCCAAAGCCUCGGGGGAGCUUGCUAGCAGUAUUAAAUACAAAGAAGAAUACGAAAAAACAAAGGGCAGAGCCUUGGGAACCACAGACUCCAAGCUUCUGCAUUCUCUGCAGGUGGCCAAGAUGAGCAGUGAGGUUGAAUAUAAGAAGGGGUUUGAGGAGAGUAAAACCCAUUUCCACCUGCCCAUGGACAUGGUGAACCUCAGGCAUGCUAAGAAGGCCCAAGCUCUCGCCAGUGACCUUGACUACAGAAAGAAACUGCAUGACUAUACGGUGCUGCCUGAAGACAUGAAAACUCAGUGGGCCAAGAAAGCCUAUGGGCUCCAGAGCGAGUUGCAGUACAAAGCUGACCUGGCAUGGAUGAGGGGAGUUGGGUGGCUGACGGAGGGGAGUCUCAACCUGGAACAGGCGAAGAAGGCCGGACAGCUCGUCAGCGAGAAAAACUACCGGCAGAGGGUGGAUGAGUUAAAGUUCACCAGCGUGGCUGACAGCUCCCAGAUGGAGCAUGCCAAGAAGAGCCAGGAGCUGCAGAAUGGGGUGGCCUACAAGGCAGGAAAUGAGCAGUCCAUCCAUCAGUACACCAUCAGCAAAGAUGAGCCUUUCUUCUUACGAGCUCGGGUCAAUGCUGCUCAACUCAGCGAGACCCUGUACAAGAGCAGCUGGGAAAAGCAGAAGGCGAAAGGCUUUGAGCUGAGGCUUGACUCCUUACCAUUCCUGACAGCCAAAGCCAAGAGAGACCUGGCUAGUGAGGUGAAGUACAAAGAGAACUAUGAAAGGUCCAGAGGCAAACUCAUUGGGGCAAAGAGCGCACAGGGGGACUCGCAGAUGAGCCACUCACUGCAGAUGUCGAAGCUACAGAGUGAACUGGAGUACAAGAAGGGCUUUGAAGAUACCAGAUCUCAGUACCACGUCUCCCUCGACAUGAUCCACCUUGCCCAUGCUCGCCAGGCACAGCACCUAGCCACAGAUGUAGGCUACAGGACGGCGUCUCACUGCUUCACGGCUCUGCCCACAGACAUGAAGGUGGAGUGGGCCAAGAAGGCUUAUGGCCUGCAGAGUGAUAACCAAUACAGGGCAGACCUGAAGUGGAUGAAAGGCACAGGCUGGGUGGCCACCGGGUCAUUAAAUGUGGAGCAGGCGAAGAAGGCAGGAGAACUCAUUAGUGAGAAGAAGUACCGUCAGCAGCCUGAUGCUUUGAAGUUUACCAGUAUUAAAGACACUCCGGAGAUGGUCCAGGCCAGGAUUAGUUAUACCCAAGCAGUGGAUAGACUGUACAGGGAGCGAGGAGAGAGCAUAAAGCACCAUUACACGCAGACUGUAGACCUGCCUGAGGUCCUGCUGGCCAAGCUGAACGCCAUGAACAUCAGCGAGACUCGAUAUAAGGAAUCUUGGAGCCGGCUUCGAGAUGGAGGAUAUAAGCUGAGGCUGGAUGCCCUUCCGUUCCAGGCUGCAAAGGCGUCCAGUGAAGUUAUAAGUGACUACAAAUACAAAGAAGCAUUUGAGAGAAUGAAAGGCCAGAUGCUCGGCUCCCGGAGCUUGGAAGGUGACCUCAGCCUUGUACAUUCAGUACAUGCGACCUCGCUGCAGAGUGAUGUGAAUUAUAAGAAAGGCUUUGAACACUCAAAGGCUCACUUCCAUCUGCCGCUGGAUAUGGUAACCUUGGUGCAUGCCAAAAAGGCUCAAACCCUGGCCAGCAACCAGGACUACAGACACCCGCUCCCCCAACACACAUCCCUGGCAGAAGACCUGAGGCUGAGCUGUGCCAAGAAAGCUCACAAGUUACAGAGUGAGAAUCUGUACCGCUCGGACUUGAACUUCAUGCGUGGGAUUCCCUGUGUCAUUCCUGGAGCGCUGGAGAUAGAAGGAAGAAAGAAAGCCUCAGAGCUCAUCAGCGAGAGUAAAUACCGCCAGCACCCUGGGUCAUUCAAGUACACAGCUGUGGCAGACACUCCCAACCUUCGGCAUGCCAAGUUCAGCAACCAGAUCACCAAUGAGCGUCUCUAUAAAGCAGCUGGAGAGGAUGCACGACACCAAUACACGAUGACCCUUGGUCUGCCUGAAUUCAUCCGAGCCAAAGCCAACGCAGCCAACCUGAGCGAGGCAAAAUACAAGGAGUCCUGGCAUAACGUUCGUGCUCAAGGCUACAAGCUGACGAUAGACGCCCUCCCCUUCCAGGCUGCGCGGGCCUCUGGAGGCAUAGCCAGUGAUUUUCUCUAUAGGCACGAGUUUGUGAAGGAGCGUGGACAGCUCAUCGGGGUCCGGAGUGUGAGUGACGACCCAAGGCUACGGCACUGCCAAUGGAUGGGCCAGCUGCAGAGUGAGAAUCAGUACAGGAGGGAGGCGGCCAGCAGCCGAGCUCAGUACCACCUGCCCAUGGAUAUGGUGCACCUGGUCCAUGCCAGGAAGGCCCAGGCCCUGGCCAGUGACCAUGACUACCGGACACAGUGCCAUGAGUUCACUGCGCUGCCUGAGGAUCUGAAGAUGGCCUGGGCCAAGAGAGCGCACGCCCUGCAGAGUGAGUUUCGAUACAAGGCAGACUUGAUGGGCAUGAAGGGAACAGGAUGGCUGGCUCUGAGAUCUCCUCAGAUAGAGAGUGCAAAGAAGGCUGGAGAGCUCAUCAGUGAGACCAAGUACCGUAAAAAACCAGACAGCCUCAAGUUCACUACAGUGGUUGACUCUCCAGACCUCAUUCAUGCCAGGAAGAGCUAUGUGGACUGUAACGAGCGCCUGUACAGGCUGGGAGAUGCAGACUCCCUGCAUAGGUACACCCCAAUCCCAGACCACCCGGAUUUCACCCGAGCCCGUAUGAACGCAAUGCAUCUGAGUGAUAAAGUCUACAGGAACGCCUGGGAGCAGAACCGGGCUGGCAGCUAUGACUUCAGGCUGGAUGCUAUCCCGUUCCAGACUGCACGAGCAUCCAGGGAUAUUGCCAGUGAUUUCCGGUACAAAGAGGCAUUUCUGAGGGAGCGGGGCCUACAGAUUGGGUAUCGCAGUAUCAAUGACGACCCAAGGAUGACGCAUUUCCUCCGAGUCGGCAGGCUCCAGAGCGACAACGAGUACAGGAAGGACUUUGCCAAAGGUCGCUUCCAGUUCCACAGCCGCGCUGACCAACCGGGCUUCCUCCAGGCCAAGAGGAGCCAGCAACUGGCCAGCGAUGUGCUCUAUAGGCAGCCGCUGCCCCAGCACACCAGCGACCCAGAGCAGCUGGGCCUGAAGCAUGCCCGGAAAGCCCAUCAGCUACAGAGUGACGUCAAGUACAAAUCUGACUUGAACCUGACUCGAGGUGUCGGCUGGACCCCUCCUGGCUCCUACAAAGUGGAAAUGGCUCGACGGGCUGCAGAACUGGCCAACAGGAGGGGCCUGGGGACCCAGGGGGCUUCUGUGCAGCCAGAGGCAGUGGAGCUUGGAGAUCCUCGGAGCAGGGGAGUGAACCCGGAUGCCUUGGAGAUCCUGCACAUCAACAGGAAGAAGACCCUGCUGAUGUGAGCCUCCUUGAGAAGGAAGCCACCUUGGGGGCUGCUUGUCAGACGCAUGCCUCCGUGGCUUCUGUCUGGACGAGCGAGCGUUUAAAACAUGGCACACCCUCCCCGUUCUCACAUCUGCCUUUAUUAAAUCAACAACUCUGAAAUCAAA
Molecule: messenger RNA, 5520 nt
Organism: Mastomys coucha (southern multimammate mouse)
Lineage: Eukaryota; Metazoa; Chordata; Mammalia; Rodentia; Muridae
Gene: Nrap
Product: nebulin related anchoring protein
Exons: 42
Coding region: 184-5373 (1729 amino acids)
Biological process (GO): cardiac muscle thin filament assembly
Cellular component (GO): Z disc
Molecular function (GO): actin filament binding
Source: RefSeq, a predicted model, not a curated record